AAAGAGAAUGUGUAUGCAGAGAGUGCAGAGCAGUGAGAGAAACUUGUGAUGUAGUUGGAUAUUGAGGUUCCGAUCACAUGGCUUCUUCUCCUUCCACUCCCUCUUCUUCCUAUCUCACACACCUUCCUCUUCCUCUGUCUUCACCCUCUCAUUCAGGUGAGAAAGGUGUGGAUGAUGAUGAAUCACGCGUUCCAAUUCAUGUUGUGACCACUGCGUCUCAACUUCCUGUUGAAUUCCUGGAACCCUCACCUCAAACUCAACUCGUCAUUGGUUUUGACUGCGAGGGUGUUGACUUGUGUCGCAAUGGCACUCUCUGUAUAAUGCAGCUUGCAUUUCCUGAUGCUGUAUACCUGGUUGAUGCAAUUCAAGGGGGAGAUAUGCUUAUCAAAGCCUGUAAGCCUGCACUUGAGUCUAAUUACAUCACAAAAGUCAUUCAUGAUUGCAAACGGGAUAGUGAGGCUUUGUACUUUCAAUUUGGCAUCAAGUUGAACAACGUGGUGGAUACCCAGAUUGCUUAUUCACUGAUAGAGGAGCAAGAAGGGCGAAAGAGAUUGCCAGAUGACUACAUUUCAUUUGUUGGCCUCCUUGCAGAUCCACGUUAUUGUGGUAUCUCAUAUCUUGAGAAGGAAGAAGUUCGCGUCCUCCUUCGACAGGACCCCAAGUUUUGGACACACAGACCUUUAUCUGAACAAAUGGUCCGUGCUGCUGCUGAUGAUGUCCGUUUUCUUCUCUACAUCUAUCACCAAAUGAUGGAGAAAUUAAAUGAGCGGUCUUUGUGGUAUCUUGCCGUUCGUGGUGCCUUGUAUUGCCGAUGUUUUUGUGUAAACAAUAAUGAUUAUGCUGAUUGGCCAUCUCUACCUCCUAUUCCAGAUAAGUUGAAAGCCGAUGGAAAUGGUCCUGAAGAAGAAAUUCUUUCAGUUCUUGAUAUUCCCCAAGGAAAGAUGGGACUUGUUAUUGGGAAAAAAGGGGCUACCAUUUUGUCAAUUAAGGAGUCUUGCAAUGCGGAAAUUCUCAUUGGAGGUUCCAAGGGACCGCCUGACAAGGUCUUCAUCAUGGGACCAGUGAAGCAGGUGAAGAAAGCUGAGGCCAUGUUAAGGGGUAGAAUCUUGGAUAUGUAGUAAGGAAAACGGUUUACUUCUCUUUCAACCAAACUUAUGCAAUAAAUCAGUUUUCUGAGCCUAUAGUGACUUGGUGCCUCUGAUACUUGGAAUGAGUUAGGGGGAAGGAGUUGUUCAAUACUUGUGAUUCCUUUUUUCCCCGCUUGCAUUCACCGGAAAAAAGAAAAAGAAAGGAAGAAA
Messenger RNA from Gastrolobium bilobum, 1298 nucleotides. RefSeq lists its product as uncharacterized. Gene Ontology annotation, molecular function: 3'-5' exonuclease activity; RNA binding. Gene Ontology annotation, biological process: nucleobase-containing compound metabolic process. Bases 78 to 1118 code for a protein of 346 amino acids. NCBI's taxonomy places the organism in Eukaryota, Viridiplantae, Streptophyta, Magnoliopsida, Fabales, Fabaceae. The record is from RefSeq and is a predicted model, not a curated record. The transcript is spliced from 10 exons.